ACAAGAUGUGGACGAUCAACGACGAUCGGAGCUGUGAACCGUAGAAAGAUAUUGCGCAGGCCAUAAACACAAACAUCGCAAGUAAAGGAAGGUCAAUCCAUGCUCUCAAAUAACAUGUUCAGGUGACCAUUACCCCGCUAAUGUCAUGCAGGCAGUGGUAAGCAGGUUUUCUAAUCGGAUGUUGCUUAUCUUUCAAGGCAUGUAGGUGGUUGAGUUAUCAGAACACUACUGGACGUUCAAGUGGUUCGAGAAGAUAGGAACAAAAGGUCGGUCUUCCUUAUCAGCGUCUGUCUUCUUUCAGUGAAACGAAUCUUUGUACAAGCUGCUAUCAAUUUUGAGAGAAAGGUCUUGUGUCGUGUGUUGGCAUGGACAUCUGGCAUUACGUUGCUGCUGGUAUUCUGUGCAUUGUGCUGCAGAGUUCAGCAAGCAGGGACUUCAGCAUCUGUAAGGAUGUGUCUUAUUCGUGUGGUCCACUUCCUCCCGUUUUACCGAAGAGCUACAUCCUGAAGUACGAAUGGGUAGAUUUGAUGAGAAAUCAGACCGGGUGGAUGGAGGAAUACUUUGACCGCAAAAAUCUCCGAGCGAAAUUGACUGGCCUCCUGCAGGGAAUUACAUUUACGAGCAUCUACGAUUAUCACAGAGAAACAGUCACCACCUUCGGCUCCGACUCCCCGAUUGCCAGCGUCAGAUGGGAUCCCGCCAGCGAGGAUAGUUGUGAAACCAUCGAAAUGUCAUUGUAUGACCCUCGGCAGCUUCCGUUUGGAUACAAAUACGCCAAGGAGAGACCUCUGGGAUCUCGCAUGGACGACAUUUACGAGGAGUUUAAAUUCGGGGGUCCCUACCGCUCUCAAUUUGUCAAAUCUUACACCGGAGAGGAAACCCGAGGCAUCAGCACCAAUGUAUUCCAGUCCUGUGCCUACAACGAGGAAGAUGAUUCCACAAACCGAAUGAAAUAUUACUGGACGACUGAAAACAACUCCUUUACUUUCCCCUGUGGAGAGAAGGAGGUACCAGUGCGAAUUGAACAGUUUGGAACGUACCCGGCUUCUGAGGAUGAUGACGGUCGCAUACACUGGCUCAAAAACGUGGCUUGGUACGAGACGGACCCAACAUUUACUGAUGACAUUUUUCAGACGCCCCGAUCAAUGUACUGCAAGCAUAGCGCUAAAAAGCGAGACAUGCCAGACCUGCCUUUAUGGUUCAGCUUCCGGGUUGAGCAGGCUUCUUUUACUUUGGACGACGCGGGAUCUAUGGUGGGAGGACCGACCUCAGUGUCUUUCAAAGAGAUAUGGUACGACAGCGCGAAGAAUCUUGCGCGAGUUGAUAUGCUCCCUUCUAAGGAGGAGAAAGACUGGCCUUACGUUCGAGAUGCCCCAGACACCACCGGCCUUCUUUCUAUCGUUUUGGAUUUCAACUAUGGCGCAGCAUUCGUCACACAUGCCUCGAAUGGAGAGUGCGUAGUUAAAAAGCUGGACCGAGACUUCUUUUUGUGCAAUAGCAGUAGCCCAUCCCCAGUUAAAAUGGUGGACCCGUCCGUGCUAUUUGGAGUGACCAAGGAACAUCAAUACAAGGGAAAAUACAGCGUAAGAGACAUUGCAGUGGACACCUGGGCAGCCAUGAAAGAAAGCCCAGAAACAGCAGAGACACGUAACGAAAUGACUACUCACGAAAUAUCCUGUUUAUCGAAUGAACGAGCUCUACGCUAUGGUGAGCCCGCCAACGCAUUUAUACCUAUUCAGGAGAGUUUGUACACUGAUAUCUACGACACAAAACCAGGUGAAGUUCAAGCAAAAUUCAGACAAAAAGUGCUGAUGAAGAAUUACUUCAAAUAUUCAGAUUCUCAACCUAGGCUGUCGGUAUUUGAUGCUCCUGGUUGCAUUCAACACCACGGCUCAAGAACCUUUAUUCUCAAUUUUCCAGGAGCAGCCAAGGACUUGAUUACAGAGAACAGGUAUGCUUUCGUUGAUGCACUCAGAAGCUCAAUAAGAGACUAUGGUGAUGUCGGUACUGUGCUCCGGGUUCAGCAAGUACAUGUUGGAUAUGACAGAAGAAUCGGCGUGAUCAGAUCUUUUUUCACUAUCUUAGCUCCCCUCCCAGAGCUAGAACAAAAGGUGAUACGAAGUAUCGAUGACAUAAAGACAUCAAUUCAAGAAAAAGUCAAGAAUGGAACAUUCUUUGUUGCUUUCGUUGUAGUCAAGCCCGAUGGAACUAAACAACCUCAAUCAUUCAAAGCUCUGGACAACUCGUUCAUUGAAUACCCAUCGCACACAUCGAAGAAACGGAGAUACUACCAGCCUCGCAGGCUUCCGAGGGGCAUUGCGGAGGGAAGAACAUUGCCUGUCCGGCAGAAAUACGAAGAAACUCUCGGCUACAGCCCAGGUAUUUUCGCUGCUAUCGUCAUCGCAUUCUUGGCUGGUGGCAUCGUUUUUGGAAUCUUCGCUAUGAAGUACUAUUUAAUGAAGAGGCAGGCCAUGCAUCCAGAUGAAAACCGUAUGGAAUUGUCAUAAGUAUUUUUUGCUCAGCCGCUGAUUUUGAAUGCUGAUGUAUUUAGGUAGCUUUUUCUAAAAUAAAAUGAAUGCCAACUAUGGA
Molecule: messenger RNA, 2589 nt
Organism: Ixodes scapularis (black-legged tick)
Lineage: Eukaryota; Metazoa; Arthropoda; Arachnida; Ixodida; Ixodidae
Exons: 15
Coding region: 366-2507 (713 amino acids)
Source: RefSeq, a predicted model, not a curated record